Molecule: messenger RNA, 9019 nt
Organism: Marchantia polymorpha subsp. ruderalis
Lineage: Eukaryota; Viridiplantae; Streptophyta; Marchantiopsida; Marchantiales; Marchantiaceae
Source: the annotation of a GenBank genome assembly
GAGGAGCUCGAGUGCCUCGAGAAUCAUCGGCAGUGUGUGCGAAAUUGAUCCAAUUUACGAUCGACUGGUAGAUUCUGAGUCUCGUGUUCUGCAUAUGAUGGCAAUAGCGAAGUGUGGGGUAGUAUUGCGUGCACUGCAUUGGUUUUCAUCACGCGGAGAAGCCGCACAGACCGCGUAGGAUGAUCAGACUUCCAAGUAGCGCUUCGGGGGACGAUGCUUGCAACAGCUUCGAGCGAUUUGAGUGCCUCGGUGUACCAGCUUGGGAAUCGAUGUUGGUGCAGUGCGUAGACUCGAAUUUCUGAUUCGUGGGCUUAUCGACCGGGAAGAACACAUUUCUGCUUUGUGCGCGGGUCAAAGGGAACACUGCACAUGUCAGACCAUAUGUGGUGAAGAAAGGAAGACAAGAGCAUGGGAUUUCAGAGAAAAGGAGGAGGAAAAUGGGUAGGAAGUGGUCGUGGUCGGGGGCAAGGGGAUGGAGUGAAAAAAAAUUGGUCAGGAGGUGGUAGGGGAACUCCCAACGAUUCUCUCAGUGGCAAAGAUCGGAUCCGGAAAACUGGAAGGUCCAAGGUUUGGCGAACGGCAGAGGAUGCUCUUGAAGCGAAGUUCGGAUUCGAUGUCUUCGCCGAGGGGGAGCCCCGUCUGGGGUGGCUUCUCAAUAUGGCUGCGUCGUCCAUGCAAGAUUCGGAGGAUGAUUCCAAGACUUUCAGCUGUGUUAAUCUCUACUUCAUGUGUCAGGAUGGUUCAACUUUUAAAUCUCAAGUCAAGUUUCAGCCUUACUUUUAUCUCGGCACCAAGGAAAAUACGGAGCUCGAAGUUGACGCAUACUUGCGACGGCGCUAUGAGGGUCAGAUAGCAUCAAUCCAGAUUGUGGAAAAGGAGGAUCUUGAUAUGAAAAAUCAUCUAUCAGGAACUCGUCACACUUUUUUAAAGGUCAGCUUCAAUAACGUGCAAGAAUUGAUGUCUGUCAAGAGCGAGCUACUUCCCAUCGUAGAACGUAAUCAGGCAAAGGUUGAAGCUGCUCAAGCAUACAAUACCUUAUUUCAGGGCAUGAGGGGUGGUUUACAAGAGACCUCAAAAGUACAGGACUUCGUGGAUUACAUGUUAGAAGUGCGAGAAUUUGAUGUUCCUUAUCAUGUUCGAUUCGCCAUCGACAAGGAUGUGCGAUGUGGGCUGUGGUACACCGUGACUGUGGAGUCUAACAAAGUCAAACUGGAAAAGCGAGCUGAUUUGCUGCAACGAGCAGAGGCCCGUAUUUGUGCAUUUGAUAUUGAGACAACCAAGCUUCCUCUGAAGUUUCCAGAUGCAUCCUACGACAGCGUGAUGAUGAUCUCGUACAUGAUCGAUGGUCAAGGAUACCUAAUCGUAAACAGAGAGUGUGUAGGCGAAGAUAUUCAAGACCUAGAGUAUACACCAAAACCGGAAUACGAAGGGUUUUUCCAAGUGACAAAUGCGCCAAACGAGAAAGCCGUCUUGGAGACUUGGUUCAAUCACAUGCGUGAUGUGAAGCCAGGUAUCUAUGUGACUUACAACGGCGACUUCUUCGACUGGCCUUUUCUGGAACAACGUAGCAAGCACCAUGGCAUGAGCAUGUACGAGGAGAUAGGCUUUCGCUGUGAUGCUGUCCAGGGAGAAUGUCUCAGUAAAUUUGCCUGCCAUCUGGACUGCUUCGCCUGGGUGAAACGUGAUAGUUACUUGCCACAGGGUAGUCAGGGUUUGAAGGCCGUUACGAAGGCAAAGUUGGGUUACGACCCUCUGGAAGUUAAUCCCGAGGACAUGGUUCGAUUCGCAAUGGAGAAGCCUCAAGUUAUGUCAUCAUAUUCGGUGUCCGAUGCGGUGUCGACGUACUAUUUGUAUAUGACAUAUGUGCAUCCGUUCAUAUUCUCAUUAGCAACAAUCUUACCGAUGCCUCCUGACGAAGUUUUGCGCAAAGGCUCGGGGACUCUUUGUGAGAUGCUUCUCAUGGUGGAGGCAUUCAAAGGAAAUAUCAUAUGUCCAAACAAGCAUAAAUCGGAAGAGGAAAAAGUCUACAAUGGCCGCAUACUUGAUAGCGAAACGUAUAUUGGAGGUCAUGUGGAGUGUCUGGAAAGUGGUGUCUUUCGUUCCGAUCUACCAACAAAGUUUCGACUUGUACCAGGGGCGUAUCAGAGAUUAAUAGACAAACUUGACCGGGACCUGAAAUAUGCUAUCGAAGUGGAGGGCAAAAUGGACUUAGAUUCUGUCACCAACUACGAUGAGGUUAAGCACAACAUUUCUACACAGCUGGAGGCCCUUCGUGAUGCACCCAAUAGAGAAGAGACGCCUCUGAUCUAUCAUUUGGACGUUGCAGCCAUGUAUCCGAAUAUUAUCCUCACGAAUCGCCUCCAGCCACCAUCAAUCGUUACAGAUGAUGUUUGUGCGGCUUGCGACUUCAAUCGUCCAGACAAAACUUGCCUUCGUCAGUUAGAAUGGGUUUGGCGAGGAGAAACUUUUUCAGCAUCAAGAAGUGAGUACAAUCAUUUGAAAAACCAGAUUGAGUCUGAGCAGUUCCCACCCACAUCUGAAGGGGGGGAUAUGCGUUAUUUUCGAGACCUUCCAAAAGAUGAACAGCAGAGCAAACUCAAAGAUCGCCUGAAGAAAUACUGCCAAAAGGUAUACAAGAGGGUACUUGACAAGCCUAUCUCUGAUGUUCGAACUGCUGGAAUCUGCAUGCGCGAGAAUCCCUUCUACGUUGACACUGUGCGCAGCUUCCGAGACCGUAGGUACGAAUAUAAGGGACUCAACAAAGUUUGGAAGGGCAAACUUGGAGAGGCGAAGGCGAGUGGCAACCCAAUAAAGAUACAAGAAGCCCAGGACAUGGUGGUUGUAUAUGAUUCUCUACAACUGGCCCAUAAAUGUAUUCUCAAUUCAUUUUACGGCUAUGUCAUGCGGAAGGGAGCAAGGUGGUAUUCCAUGGAAAUGGCAGGUGUAGUUACUUACACAGGGGCGAAGAUCAUCCAAAAUGCUCACAAACUUGUCGAACAAAUUGGAAAGCCUUUGGAGCUUGAUACGGAUGGUAUAUGGUGCUGUUUACCAGGGUCAUUCCCCGAGAACUUCGUCUUUAAGACCAGCGAUCCAAAGAAGAAGCUACCAAUAUCAUAUCCAUGUGUUAUGCUUAACGUGGAUGUUGCUGUAAACAACACUAAUGAUCAGUAUCAGACGAUGGUGGAUCCCGUCUCUCGAACUUAUGCAACAAGUAGUGAGUGCUCAAUCGAAUUUGAGGUCGAUGGUCCUUACAAGGCGAUGAUCCUGCCCGCGUCGAAAGAGGAAGGAAUAUUGAUAAAAAAACGAUACGCUGUUUUUAAUGACGACGGAACGCUAGCAGAACUUAAAGGCUUUGAAAUAAAGCGGCGGGGUGAGCUUAAGCUUAUCAAAGUUUUCCAGGCAGAAGUUUUCGAAAAUUUUCUUCAAGGAGAUACCUUGGAGGAAUGUUAUGCCGCUGUUGCUGAAAUUGCAAAUCGUUGGUUAGAUAUGCUCGAGAAUCAAGGAUUGGACCUUGCUGACAGCGAGCUGCUGGACUACAUCUCGGAGUCCAGCACUAUGAGCAAGUCUCUUGAAGAAUACGGAGAUAGGAAGUCUUGCGCCAUGACAACUGCCAAACGUCUUGCAGACUUCCUAGGCGAUGCUAUGGUGAAAGACAAGGGUCUUAGCUGUCGAUACAUCGUUGCAAAAGAUCCGCCGGGAGCACCGGUGAGCGAGCGCGCCAUCCCAGUUGCCAUAUUUGAAACCGAACCAGCGAUUAUGAAGGCAUACUUGAAAAAGUGGUGCAAAAGUUCUUCAGACGUGGUGUUUCGAUCGAUUGUGGACUGGGCCUAUUAUCGCCAACGCCUUAGCUCAGCUAUUCAGAAAAUUAUUACGAUCCCAGCUGCUAUGCAGAAGGUUUCAAAUCCUGUUCCGAGAGUCACCCAUCCAGAAUGGCUAUGGAAGAAGGUCCGUGAAAAGGACGACAAAUAUCGACAAAAGAGUCUCACUGACAUGUUUCAGAAGAAGCCUGCAGCACUUCCUGAUGGUAUAGAAGAUCUCGAGGACAUGUGCAAGACUAGUGAAAAGCAUCGUCCUACUCUUUCGGCUCCAUCUCACAAGAAAGGGGAUUUGAUUGACGAAAUCCCUCUUCAAGAAGGUGAAUGCAUUGGCCAGGAGGACAUUCCUCCCAUUGAGAAGUCCUUGAACGAAGAUCCUGAGAACGAGGCUCGAAGCAAGACUCCAGACAAAGAGGUGGAUUACGAGGCUUGGGUGGAGUACAAGAAACUAAAGCGGAAAGAGACUCGUGAACAGCGGAAGAGACAAAGGGAAGUGAUCGAUCCUACGGGAGAUGAUGCGGUUGUUGCCCUCCCUCGAAAUGUUUCUCGUAAGGAUGGAAAAGGCAAGAGGCAGGCAGGUGUUGGUGCGAUGUUCCGGAGCCAGCAGGCGGCACUUACAAGAUCCCACUGGCAGUUGCUGCAGCUUGUUCCAACUCAAAGUCCCGGAUUCUUCAGGGCAUGGAUUUUGGUUGCUGGUGAGAUGUACAAGCUCCAGAUACAGGUACCACGUGUAUUUUACAUCAACACACGAGCCCCUCCUGAUACUGAAUCAGGAAAGCGCGUUAAUCGCGUUCUACCGCACAUGAAGACUUGCUUCAAUCUGCUUGAGGUGGUUUGUGAUGAGGCACAAUUCAAGGAUGCGAGGAAGUUCCUAUCAGCACAUCUUGCUGAUCCCGAUGUCGAGGGAGUCUACGAAACUAAAAUCAGUCCCUUGCAACAAGCAAUACUACGAUUAGGUUGUGUCUGUACCGUGGAUGCGAAAGCCAGCAAACGAAACGCCAAUGCCACUUGGUCUGUUGAUGAGCUACAUAUGAAAACAACGGCAGAAUCCGCGUACCUGAAGGUUGCUUUGAAUUCUUUCUUUAUUUAUCAAAGUUGCAUGAAUACGCGAGGACUGUAUACUCUGUACACACCUGCCGCUGAGAAGAUCCUGGUGGUGGUGGUUAAUCCUCGCAACAAUAAGGAAGUCUCUUCAGUGCAACUUGAGAAGCAAUUUCGAGACGCUGCCAGCAACUCUGGCCUGUCAAAUCAUGAGGUCUCAACUUGGACGGUCAAGGUUGAGUAUUUAUCCAGCCAUCAAGACGCCGGAAGACUGCUAAAUCGGAGUUUGGUUGAGUUCAGGGAUCAGCAUCCAGGUCCCACCGUUGCACUUACUCAGUGCCCCAACACUGAGGAUCUCAUGGCCAUCGUUCCCCUGCUCAACGAGUUCCCGUGUGUGCAGAUCCCCUGCAAUGUCCGCGAUAGUCAGUACCAGGCUCUUGGCUGGCAACCCAUUGCAGGAAGAGUUGCAAUGCACAGGUGUGUUGCUUCGUCUGUCUGGUUACAAGAAAGAAUCUCUCUCGCCCGAUACGCUCACGUUCCGCUAGGAAACGUUGACUCUGAUUGGCUUCUGUUUACAGCCGACACAUUCUAUUCACGCGCUUUGCGUGAAAAUCAGCAGGUGCUUUGGAGUUCGGAUGACGGCGUACCGGAUCUAGGUGGUGCCAUCACGGAUGACAGCACAUCUCUAGAGGAUGAAGUUCAGCAGCCUGCUGUUUCGUUUCCAGGUGCAUAUCGCAACGUAACCAUCGAGUUCAAGAUCUAUCACUUGGCUGUGAAUGCCCUUCUAAAAAGCAGUCAGAUUAGUGAGUUCGAAGGAGGAACUAUUGACGGAGACGGCAGCGCUGCAUUUAAUGAUGGAAGUAAUACCUGGAAUGAGGAGAUUUUUUGCUCUCCUGCAUUCCGAGUGCUGAAGCAACUAGUCGGUGGUUGGCUUGCUGAUGCUAUUUCUACUGGAAACAACUAUUCGGAUGCCUUACUACAACAUGUCUAUCGCUGGAUUUGCAGUCCCCAAUCCAAGCUUCAUGAUCCUGCACUCCAGCGUGUUCUUCACAAGGUUAUGCAGAAGGUGUUUGCGUUGCUCCUUAUGGAGUUGCGCAAACUUGGAGCGACGAUUGUGUUUGCUGAUUUCAACAAGAUCAUUAUAGCCACAAACAAGAGUAACAUCACUAUGGCUCAAGGCUACUGCGAGUACCUUCUGAAGACAGUGAAGGCUAGGGAGUUGUUUGAAUGGAUCGACCUUCGACCCAAGCAAUAUUGGCACUCACUACUUUUCAUGGAUCAGCAUAACUAUGGAGGCAUCAAAGCAAACACUGCAACACAGUCCUUCGAGCAUCAGGAAGACCAAAAUGGAACUCUGCCAGAAGAGAUCGUUUCCUACUGGAACAUAGCUGAGUAUCUGCCGAAAGUAACACAGGACUACUUUGUAGUGAUUGUCUCGGAGUACAUCUACAUUCCAUGGAAACACGCAAUGGAUGAAGCGGCCAGACGACGUGCAGGGCCAGUCUCCUCUACCCCUUCCAUCACUGUGGCUGCGGCAGCUGACAUGGAGGCAGGCGAGAUUUUGUUUCUUAAGGAAAAGGUUCAAUCUCACUUCACUGAGAAACUUCUUAAAACCGUCAGAGAUGUGCAACGGCACAUGAACACGAAGAAGUACGAGGACGAUGAGGAGUUACAGUCCGCUCGUGAAUUCCCUAAGCUGGCAGGUUCACAUCUGGAGAUGACUGAUGCCGCACUGGAGUUCAUUAAACACGUCUGUGCAGUCUUCAUGCUCGAUCAGCGUGUUCAACACGAAGUUCUGGUGCUGCGAAAAAAUCUCCUGAAGUUAGCGCGAGUAAGGGAAUUUUCACAGGAGGCUACUUUCCGAGACCCCUGCUUAUCAUUCAUACUUCCCAAUGUUAUCUGCAGUUACUGCAAUGAUUGUAGGGACAUGGAUCUGUGUCGAGAUGCGGCCUUGAUAGAACGAGACUGGCGCUGCGUGAUGCCCCUUUGUGGGCAACCAUACAAUCGCGAGUGGGUUGAAAACGCGCUCCUUCAAAUCGUUCGAAAGAGGGAGCGUCUCUACCACCUUCAAGACCUGCUCUGUGUCAAGUGUCGUCAGGUGAAGGCAUCGCAUUUAGCAGAGCAGUGCACCUGCGCAGGAAACUUCAGGUGUCGGGAAAGUCCCAAGGACUUCCUCCAACGAAUGCGCGUCUUCCACAACAUCGCAGUCUACCACGGGUUCGACCUUCUCCAGGAGUGCGUGUCCUGGAUCUUGCAAACAGCCGCCAUCCCCGAGGACUGAGCUCGUUCGUCUAUGCGCGACAUCGAAGCCUACUCCUCGACCUCGACCUCGCUCGCGACCUGGCAAUUAGACCGACCAGAGCCGCAAGCCAUCGCCGCCUGACCCCUACUCGUCAGCCGAGCUUGUAACAUGCCGGAAAUUGUAGACUAGCACGAGAGCACCCCCUGUAAAUAUAGUCCCAUUCUUUUAAAAGCGGGUAGAAUGGUCCAUACCCACAAUUCUAGAAUAGCAGACGUCCGCGACCCAAUGUCGACCAUAGCAGAACCUGCUGGUCUCUCUCUGCCUCAGUGUCUCUGCCUCAGUGUCCGGUCCAAAUUAGCGCCUUCAUGACUCUUUGUUUCCGACGAAAUUAUGAUCGAGCCGCAGCAAGUGGCAGGACCUCGAGCCCGAAUAAACACCGUCCCGGAUUCGCUCCCUCUCCCUCUCGAGAAAGAGAAGCAGAAAGAGAAGCAGAUGCCUACCAUGAGUCAAUGAGUCGAGUGUGUGUGAGAGAAGGCUCGACAUGUCAACGCGUCUGGGGUCCUGGGUGGGGGGGGGGGGGGUCCGUCGGAGCGGUGGGCUUCUUCCUCGUCGCUAUGUUUGUCGUCGUGUUUGGCUAAAAGGAGCGCGGGCGCGCGGACAACUCCCCGCGGCGGCACAGUGUUGUAACGGACUGGCGCGGCCCCAUGUGAAGCCUAUCUGCAAGAGCGGGCCGCGGCCAAUCAGCGCCCAGCGUACCCUCGGACUGUACGCCUCAUGGACGCAACGUUAUCCCCUGCGCCAGUGCUGCUCUCGUUCCAUCCAUUCCGCCGUUGGGCCAAGCGCCCCGAGAAUCAUCGUCCGUCGUCUUCCGUCGUCCGUCCAAGGUACCGGAGCGAUUGGUCCGUCGGAGGCCGACGUCGUCGGGUUUUUUACUGGGACCUCGGCCAUGCAGGUAACUUUUGGUCGCUGGUUCGACCGAGAGGGAAUAAGUGCCAGGUUCAGGUUUUCAGGCCAUGCGCCCAGUCGCCGGCCAGCGUCGAGUGACGACCGCGUCGAAGCAAUAACGACAUCGGCCCGUGUACAGUCGCGGCGAGAGAGCAGGGGCUGUGGCUGGAGUGCGUCGGACGACACGUCCCUCCUGCGACAUUAAGGGAUGACGUGGUUGGCAGGUACCGCGUGAUGGAAGACGCCCGUCGUACCUUAUCUGCUCGGAACGACGACAUUUCGCAACGGAGGGCCCUUAAUCAUUCGUCGUCCCGUCGCCCGUCCCUCCCCGUCCAAUUCCAAAGUCCCCGAGCCCCGAGGCAGAGGCGAUGAAUGAAUGUACACUCUGGGACUGGGCGAGAUCGGCCACUACGAGAUUGUUGAUAAACCCUGCGCUUGGGAACCGAUAUUCGCUGCCAUGAGGGCCUGGCGAAUGGCAGUGAGUCAUCGGGGCGAGUAUGGAUGGACCUGAGGUCGGGCCAGGUCGCGUACGGGAGCUCGAUUCGGGCCCUGAUACGGUGCACUCUGAGACUUGACGCCGCUGGUACACCUCCAGAGCCGAGCAGUGCGUGUUCCGAACAUUUGUUCCGUACUGGCAUGCAGUGCAUCUCGCUGGAAUGUGGUUGUGUGACCAGCGGGCUUUCGGAAAGGCAUCUGGAUACUAUCCGGGCAAAAGCUCGUGUACGGGCCGCUGGGCUGCGAAAAGCGAUGCCGGGGCUUGAAUUCCAACGAGUCGUCGUCGUGGACAUGUAAGAGGAGAAUCAACAGUUUGUGUGUGAGCGAGGGAGGGAGGGAGUGCUGUGCGGAUUGGUGAGCGAAGCGGAGGUUAGCUUUUCAUUGACGAUAUUCCGAGCGUUUGUGCUCCUCGGGUGGAUGUUCAUGCCCUUUACAGAACCUAAUAAUAAUAAUCUGGUGACUGGUGCAUCCGAUCUUCCUA